ACUAGAAAGCCAACAAACUACAUGAACAACAAAGCUCCUUCAAGAUAAGACACAAUCUUCAAGAUCCAUUUCAUGGAUACCUUGCCGACCUCUGUCUCCACUCUCAAAGUCUCUGGUCUUAACUCCACAACCCCUCGUGAAUUCCAUCUCAUCAAACCCCCUCACAUCUCUAACCUUGCUACUUCUCACUCCCAUCUCUUAACCACCAAACCCAACUCAAUCUCUAACAAGCCCUCCUCUUCCUUGUCCUUCAAGAGCCAUUCUUCUCCCUUCCUCUCUUCCUCAUCACCCAACUCUCCAUCACAAAUCGUUCAUCGAAACGCCACGAGUGGCUAUGCAGCUGCACUUUUAGAUGUAGCCCGCAGCAACAAUGUUCUUGAAACCAUCGAAAGAGAUGUCCGAAGGUUCUCAAGAUUGCUUCGACGAGAUGGGGAUCUCCGAUCAGCCUUGAUCGAUCCAUUCUUGGAUGAUAAGAUGAAAGGUGAAGUGGUGAAACAAGUAGCUGAGAAGGGGAAGUUUCAGAAGCAUUUGGUGGUCUUGAUUAAGAUGAUGGUUGAGAAGAAUAAGGUGGGGAUGGUGGGUGAAGUUUUGGAGGAAUUUGAGAGGAUUUAUGAUGAACUCAGUGGAACUCAUGUUGUUUUGGUUUCUUCUGCAAGGAAGAUGGAGGAGGAUCAAUUGGUUGGGAUUGCUAAAAGGGUGCAAAAACUGAGUGGUUCAAUGAAAGUGAAGGUGAGACAUUUGAUUGCUCAGAAUUUGACCUAGCUCCUUUGCUAUGUCU
Molecule: messenger RNA, 778 nt
Organism: Telopea speciosissima
Lineage: Eukaryota; Viridiplantae; Streptophyta; Magnoliopsida; Proteales; Proteaceae
Product: ATP synthase delta chain, chloroplastic-like
Exons: 1
Coding region: 73-762 (229 amino acids)
Biological process (GO): proton motive force-driven ATP synthesis; photosynthetic electron transport in photosystem I; photosynthetic electron transport in photosystem II
Cellular component (GO): chloroplast thylakoid membrane
Molecular function (GO): proton-transporting ATP synthase activity, rotational mechanism
Source: RefSeq, a predicted model, not a curated record